AUGCGCGGGAGCCCGCCGAGGCCCCUGGCCGCGCUGGCCCCGCUGCUGGCGGCCGCGCUGCUGGCGGGCUGGGCUGCGGCAGCCAUGGACGAGUGCGCGGACGAGGGCGGGCGGCCGCAGCGCUGCAUGCCCGAGUUCGUCAACGCCGCCUUCAACGUGACCGUGGUGGCCACCAACACGUGCGGCGCCCCGCCCGAGGAGUACUGCGUGCAGACCGGGGUGACCGGGGUCACCAAGUCGUGUCACCUGUGCGACGCCGGGCAGCCCCACCUGGCGCACGGGGCCGCCUACCUGACCGACUACAACAACCAGGCCGACACCACCUGGUGGCAGAGCCAGACCAUGCUGGCCGGGGUGCAGUACCCCAGCACCAUCAACCUCACCCUGCACCUGGGAAAAGCCUUUGACAUCACAUAUGUGCGCCUGAAGUUUCACACCAGUCGCCCUGAGAGCUUUGCUAUCUACAAACGUACCCAGGAAGAUGGGCCCUGGAUUCCGUACCAGUACUACAGUGGCUCUUGUGAAAAUACCUACUUGAAAUCCAACCGUGGUUUCAUCAGGACAGGCGGAGAUGAACAGCAAGCAUUGUGCACUGAUGAGUUCAGUGACAUUUCUCCUCUCACUGGAGGCAACGUGGCCUUUUCAACAUUGGAAGGAAGGCCCAGUGCCUACAACUUUGACAAUAGCCCUGUGUUGCAGGAAUGGGUAACAGCCACAGACAUCAGAGUAACCCUCAAUCGCCUGAAUACUUUUGGAGAUGAAGUGUUUAAUGACCCCAAAGUUUUGAAGUCUUAUUAUUAUGCAAUUUCUGAUUUUGCUGUGGGUGGCAGGUGUAAAUGCAAUGGACAUGCAAGUGAGUGUGUGAAGAACAACUUUGAUAAGUUGGUAUGUAAUUGCAAACACAACACCUAUGGAGUAGACUGUGAAAAGUGUCUUCCUUUCUUUAAUGACCGGCCAUGGAGGAGAGCAACUGCAGAGAGUGCCAGUGAAUGUCUGCCUUGUAACUGCAAUGGAAGAUCACAGGAAUGUUACUUUGACCCUGAACUAUACCGUUCUACGGGCCAUGGUGGCCACUGCACCAACUGCCAGGGUAAUACUGAUGGUGCCAAUUGUGAGAGGUGUCGGGAGAAUUUCUAUCGCCUUGGGAAUGAGGAAGCAUGCCAGCCAUGCCAUUGUAGCCCUGUUGGCUCUCUCAGUACACAGUGUGAUAAUUAUGGACGAUGUAGCUGUAAGCCAGGUGUGAUAGGUGACAAAUGUGAUCAGUGCCAGCCUGGAUUCCACUCUCUUACUGAGGCAGGAUGCAGGCCAUGUUCUUGCAGUCCUGCUGGAAGUACGGAUGAAUGUAAUGUUGAAACUGGGCGUUGUAUUUGUAAAGACAACGUGGAAGGAUUCAACUGUGAGAGGUGCAAACCUGGGUUUUUUCACUUGGAGUCAUCCAAUCCUCGAGGCUGUACCCCUUGCUUCUGUUUUGGGCAUUCUUCUGUCUGCACGAAUGCGGAAGGAUACAGUGUUCACUCAAUCACCUCUACUUUCCAGAUAGAUAAGGAAGGAUGGCGUGCUGAACAGCGGGAUGGCUCUGAGGCUUCACUCCAGUGGUCUUCUGAGAGCCAGGAGCUAUCUGUGAUCUCAGAUAGCUACUUUCCCAUAUACUUCAUUGCACCUGACAAGUUUUUAGGUAACCAUCUGUUGAGUUAUGGUCAGAAUCUCACUUUCUCCUUUCGCGUGGAAAGGCGGGAUACACGACUGUCUGCAGAAGAUCUGGUCCUUGAAGGAGCCGGUCUUAGAGUAUCUGUUCCCUUGAUUGCUCAGGGCAACUCCUAUCCAAGUGAGACCACUGUGAAAUAUGUUUUCAGACUUCAUGAAGCAACAGAUUAUCCCUGGAGACCUACUCUUACUCCUUUUGAAUUUCAAAAACUACUAAAUAAUUUAACUUCUAUCAAGAUUCGUGGGACAUACAGUGAGAGAAGUGCUGGAUAUUUGGAUGAUGUCACCUUGGCCAGUGCUCAGCGCGGACCUGGGGUCCCUGCAGUUUGGGUAGAGUCCUGUACCUGCCCUGUGGGCUAUGGAGGGCAGUUUUGUCAACUGUGUGUCUCAGGAUACAAAAGGGAAACACCUAGUCUUGGACCUUACAGUCCUUGUGUGCUUUGUACCUGCAAUGGACAUAGUGAGACCUGUGAUCCUGAGACAGGUGUUUGUCACUGCAGAGAUAACACAGCUGGUCCGCAUUGUGAAAAGUGUGCCGAUGGCUACUAUGGAGAUUCAACAACUGGUACUUCCUCCGACUGUCAGCCUUGUCUAUGCCCAGGAGGCUCAAGUUGUGCUGUUGUGCCCAAGACGAAGGAGGUGGUAUGCACCAAUUGUCCUACUGGCACCACUGGUAAAAGGUGUGAACUUUGUGAUGAUGGCUAUUUUGGAGACCCUCUUGGUGAAAAUGGCCCCACGAGACUUUGCCGACCUUGUCAGUGCAGUGACAACAUUGAUCCCAAUGCAGUUGGAAAUUGCAACCGCUUAACUGGAGAAUGCCUGAAGUGCAUCUAUAACACUGCUGGCUUUUAUUGUGACCGCUGCAAAGAUGGGUUUUUUGGGAAUCCCCUGGCCCCCAAUCCAGUAGACAAGUGCAAAGCUUGUAGUUGUAAUCCUUAUGGCACUGUGAAUCAGCAGACUACUUGUAAUCAAGUAACUGGGCAGUGUGAGUGCCUCCCUCAUGUCACCGAGAGGGAUUGCAGUGCCUGUGAUCCUGGAUUCUAUAAUCUACAGAGUGGACGAGGAUGUGAGAGAUGUAACUGUCAUGCUCUCGGUUCUACCAACGGCCAGUGUGACAUACGCACUGGCCAGUGUGAAUGUCAGCCAGGCAUAACAGGUCAACGCUGUGAGCAGUGUGAGCCCAACCACUUUGGUUUUGGACCUGAAGGUUGCAAACCAUGUGACUGUCACCCUGAGGGGUCGCUUUCACUCCAGUGCAAAGAUGAUGGUCGUUGUGAAUGCACGGAGGGUUUUGUGGGAAAUCGCUGUGACCAGUGUGAAGAAAACUAUUUCUAUAAUCGGUCUUGGCCUGGUUGCCAGGAGUGUCCUGCAUGCUACAGACUAGUGAAAGAUAAAGUUGCUGAGCAUCGAGUGAAGCUCCAGGAAUUAGAGAACCUUAUAGCAAACCUCGGAACUGGAGAUGAAACAGUCACGGAUCAGGCCUUUGAGGACAGACUGAAGGCAGCAGAGAGAGAUGUUAUGGACCUUCUGCAGGAGGCUCAGGACAUCAAAGAUAUAGACCAGAACCUGAUGGAUCGGCUCCAGAGGGUGAAUAAUACCCUGUCCAGCCAAAUCAGUCGCUUACAGAAUAUCCGGAACACUGUGGAAGAGACAGGAAAUUUAGCUGAGCAAGCCCGCACACGAGUUGAGAGCACAGAAAGGCUCAUUGAAAUUGCUUCCAGAGAACUGGAGAAAGCAAAAGUGGCCAUUGCCAAUGUGUCAGUUACCCAACCAGAUUCUGCUGGGGAUCCUAACAACAUGACUUUAUUGGCAGAAGAGGCUCGUAAACUUGCUGAACGACAUAAAAAAGAGGCUGAUGACAUUGUACGAGUAGCCAGGACAGCCAAUGAUACAUCAACUGAAGCCUAUAAUCUGCUCUUGAGGACUUUGGCCGGAGAGAAUCAAACAGCAAAUGAAAUUGAAGAACUUAAUAGGAAAUAUGAACAAGCAAAGAACCUCUCCCGAGAUCUGGAGAAGCAGGCUACCCGAGUACUUGAAGAGGCAAAACGAGCUGGAGACAAGGCUGUAGAGAUUUAUGCUAGCGUUGCCCAGCUAACGCCUGUGGAUUCUGUGGCCCUUGAGAAUGAGGCUAAUAAGAUAAAGAAAGAAGCAGAGGCCCUGGACCAAAUGAUGGACAAGAAGCUAAGGGACUAUGAGGACCUCCGGGAAGACAUGAAAGGCAAGGAGCUUGAGGUGAAGGACCUCCUGGACAAAGGAAAGACGGAGCAGCAGACAGCUGACCAACUCUUAGCCCGAGCUGAUGCUGCCAAGGCUCUUGCUGAGGAAGCUGCUAAAAAGGGGAAGAAUACGUUACAAGAAGCCAAUGACAUUCUCAAUAACUUGAAAGAUUUUGAUAGACGAGUAAAUGAUAACAAGACAGCAGCAGAGGAGGCCCUAAAGAAGAUCCCUGCCAUCAACCGGACAAUUGCUGAGGCCAAUGAAAAGACACGAGAGGCGCAGCUGGCCCUGGGCAACGCGGCUGCAGAUGCCACUGAAGCCAAAACCAAAGCCCACGAGGCAGAAAAGAUUGCAGGGGCUGUGCAGAAGAAUGCCACCAGUACCAAAGCAGAGGCAGAAAGAACUUUUGCAGAUGUUACGAGUUUGGACAAAGAGGUGGAUGAAAUGUUGAAACAAUUACAAGAAGCAGAAAAGGAACUGAAAAAAAAACAAGAUGACGCUGACCAAGAUAUGAUGAUGGCAGGAAUGGCUUCACAGGCUGCUCAGGAAGCAGAGAUUAAUGCAAGAAAGGCCAAGAACUCUGUUAGUAGCCUUCUCACCAUCAUCAAUGACCUCUUGGAACAACUUGGGCAGCUGGACACAGUAGACCUGAACAAGCUGAAUGAGAUCGAGGGCACCCUGAACAAAGCCAAAGAUGAAAUGAAGGUCAGUGAUCUUGACAGAAAAGUAUCUGAUCUAGAAAAUGAAGCCAAGAAACAAGAGGCUGCCAUUGUGGACUACAACAGAGAUAUUGAGGAAAUCAUGAAAGACAUUCGCAACCUAGAAGACAUCAAGAAGAGCUUGCCAUCGGGCUGCUUUAACACCCCCUCCAUUGAGAAACCCUAAAGGCAUGUCAGCAGGGCGGGGGCGGCCUUCCCGCAGUGACCGGUGCAGUGGUGGCGAGGCUGUGGAGCGCCUUCGCACACAGAUGACCUUCUUCAGACCCCUCCUCUCUGCUGCUCUUGGUCGCUGUUCUUUAUGAACUAGGAAAAGUUGCAAAGUUCAAAGAGAGGCAAAUUAAAUUUCUAUCUUUGGGCAUCAAAGGGUUUUCUUUUAUAAAGUCUCUCUCUUCCACCCUCUUCCUACCUUACCUACAGUCUCCCUUUUGAUUUGCACAAGGACACAAAGUGUCCUGGAUUACAGUACAGUGGUACAGAUGCAACUGUGCGUGAACCAUUGUAUGACAAGGCGCAGGAAGCACAUGCUCUUGCUUCUCUAAUUGCCACCUAAAAGACCCUCCUCAGCCCUAGUCAGAUCUCUUCAUUUUUUUUUUUAUGAAGGAAACAGUGGCUACUAAAGUAGCAAUGGAAAGGCUUGGAGAGCCCCACCUCCAGAGAAAGGAAUGAUCCUCUGGAGCCCUGCCCCUCGUUCAGCAGAAUUUUAAAGGAAAUCAACCUCCCUGUGCCAAAAGUAAUGUCCAGUUAGAAUUUUGGUAGCAGUCUACCAAGUGUUUUACCAUCUGUUCUGAGUGCAAUACACUGAGCCACCUGCUGAUUUUAAAAAGAUGCUGUUAUUUAUAUUGUUAUUUAGCAGCCCCCAGGACAGAAGAAGUGGGCUUAAAGUUUUCCUCAAAAGCCUCUCAUGGCCUGAAAAGCAAACCAUUUCCCAAAUUUUUGGGUAGUCAGCUAAUUCUCUAGGCUGGCAGCUUGCAAGAUGGGAAUCUGUUUUGCAUUCACCAAAACACUUGCAUCCCUCUGUGUGAAGUUAAUAUAGAGAGAUUUUAUGUAAGAAUGAAAUAACCACUGAAGUUUUGUGUUUUGUUUUUUUUUUUUAAGGAAAAAUGAGUCAAUACUUAGCAGUUUUUUGGGAUAUAUAAUAGUUUUGGAGGUAGUGUUAAAUCAUCAGGCAGAAUAAUUGGUCACUAAGAUCUUGGUUAAAAAAAAUCCUUUUUAUUCAUAUCACUUACAAAAGGAUAAAAAUUUUUGCUCAUUUGGAAUUAUGUCAAGUUCCCUUACAUUCUCCUGGAGAGAGAUGAAAUUCUAAACCCUUUAGUCCUGUCUUCUCAGUGUUCCCACCGUCAGAAAUCAAAGAGUACCCUGUUUGUGUCUAAACCUUGGUGGCUUAUCAGUUGCACUCUCUGUAUGUCCCACAACUGCCACCAUCAUCUAGAAGCCUCCACCUCAUAAUUUUCACCUGUUGCAAAAACUCUCUCUCCUUUAUGUUGAGGGAAAGCACUCACGGGGAGCUUCCUAGUCGGCUUUUCCACUUUUUAUCCUCAGCCCUGUGAUUUUUCUCCAUAGAUCACAGUACAGAGGCCCUCUUCUUACGCCCUGACUCCCUGCCUUUGAGAUUCAUAUAUAGCCUUUAACACUAUGCAACUUUGUACUUUGCGUAGCGGGAAAGAAACUAUUAUCUGACACACUGGUGCUAUUAAUUAUUUCAAAUUUAUAUUUUUGUGUGAAUGUUUUUUUGUUUGUUUUGUUCAUCAUAAUUAUAGAUUAAGAAAUUUAUGUAAAUAUACUUGGUCCUGUUUCCAGAGUGAUAGUGUCUGUUCUCCUCUUCCCUCCAUAUUUCCUUUUAACCAGCACAACAAUUUGCAUCACGCUUUCUCGUGCCUCUUACUGUUUCUUCCAUUUAUAAUUCCUCUGGAUUAAGUAUUCCCCUCUAGUGCCCUCCUUUGUACCCACUGCCUUGUGUUUGCAGUAUUUGUAAUCCAUAGUAUUGGUAGAUAACUGUUUACCUGAACACACGAUCUCUGAAGAUAAAAGAAUCCCUCAGACAUCCCCCAGAUACAGCACCAGGUUACCCUGAACAGUUACAUCUGCAGACUAUAGAGUCCUUUGUGUCUGUUAUGUAAUAGCAAUGCAAAACUGACUUGGGUGUAGUAGAAUUAGGGAGUGCUACUAUAAGGGUCUGCAGCACUGUUAUGGGUCCAGGUAGAAGUGUAUUUCCUGGAUGUCAUCCCUGUGUGGGUGUAUGUGAAAUGUGAGAGCUUAACUGUUAGAUUUCCAUUAAGGCAUCAGGGACAGUGCUAUAGGAGGGUAGAUGGGGGAGGAUACUUAGUCUUUGAAUAUGCCUCUCCCCUUGCUAUCCCCUAGGGCAUGCUAGAGUUUACCAAAAAUUCUGUGACUUGGCAUUCCUCUGCCCUUUGACACCUUUGCAUCUCCCAGGCCCCUCUUGCUACCAUAAAACCAGUUGCUUUUUUUACGCCAAGUUUUCACAUCAGUAUUUCCUGACCAGCUUUUGUAGUAAGGUGGUCAUAUCUUAACACUCAUCUCCUGGUCAAGGCUGCAGGAAAAGACAAGAGAAUCUGCCAGCAUCGAUUUCCUCCCAUCUUUUCUACCAGGUGCACACCAGCUAGUCCUGGGCCGAGGUCAGGGAUUGUUGGCUUUUUGAUUUUCUUUCCUCACUUCUGUGGUGGUAUGGUGUUUUGUUUUUUUUUUAACAGAAUUUUAUUUUUUAAAUAAAGAUUCUUUAUAAGAAAGUUCUUCAAUUGCACCCCUGCAUUACAGCCAGUAUUACAUCUGUCCUUUGCAUAAUGGCAUUGACAACAUGGCUAUCAUGGGGAAUGUAUGAACACUGCUGUUCUUUGCCUGGAAUUUGCUCCUUUUUGAUCUUGACUGUGGCCUUUUUUAUGUGCCUUCACUUGAGUUUCUUGCCUUAAUCUCUGCAGUCUUGCUGUCUGGGAAGGUGAACAAAAUGCAACACUUGGCGUUUUUUAUGUAUAAAACAGUAUUUUUAUUUAUAAUAAAGUCUGAAUAUUUGUAACCCCUCA
This is a messenger RNA of Vombatus ursinus (common wombat), 7675 nucleotides long. RefSeq names its product laminin subunit gamma 1 (gene LAMC1). The coding region runs from base 1 to 4806 and encodes 1601 amino acids. Lineage: Eukaryota; Metazoa; Chordata; Mammalia; Diprotodontia; Vombatidae. Gene Ontology annotation, molecular function: extracellular matrix structural constituent. The transcript has 28 exons. The record is from RefSeq and is a predicted model, not a curated record.